AUGGUGAAGACAUUUUUUCAGAAGAAUGCUUACGUUUUUAUUCUUGAUGGCUUGAUAAUUUCUUUUACAAAAAUAUUCCAGGACGAUGCUGUCAGUCGGUGGGAUUCUCAUGUAUUGCAUUUUAUUUAUGCCAAUGCUCUUUUAGCUAUUGAACUAUAUUCAUUCAAGGCUAAAUCUGAUUGCACACCUAUAUUAGAACUAGAAAGCAUUCUAUUCGAUCCUCAUUCACGCUUUCAUAAACGUAGUAUUAAUUCCACCAAUGUGGCACAAGAAAUUCGUUACGGAAUUGAUAAGAACGCUGUUUGCCGAUUUGACAAUAUCAUUAAGUUAUUACCGCAUUUAUCAGUGAAUAAGUUAAACAUGCAGGAAUACCAGGAAGAAGUGAACUAUGAAGAAACGAAUGAGAAUUCAUCACACCUCAAUAGUUCCACCUCUUUAAAUUUAAGAGAAUAUUCUAUUCCAUAUGUUAAUUAUGAAGAUGCACCGGUUUUGUUGGAUUUCAUCAAUUUAUUUGGAAGGCUGUCCGGUUUCGAUCGAUUGAAAUCACGUCUUAUGGCUCUAGAGAAUAACGAUGAGAAACCGCAACAACAACAGCAAAACGUAGAGGAAGACAAAAAGGAGGAAGAGCAGCAGUCAACUGAUAGGACAGAGCAUUUAUCACUCAGUUUAAUAUAUGCUUAUCUCCAACCUUUUGCACUGUGUUGUUAUUUUCUGAAUGACUCAGUGAUUGAAGAAUAUUUUCAGCCGAUAGUUAAACCCGAAUGUCUAACUGAGGCAGAAGAAGAAAACCGCGAAUGUCCAACUGAGGCAGAAGAAAAGAACCAAGUGGAAAAGUCUGUGGAAGAUACAAGAAAAAGAGUCUAUUGUCGACAUUGUGACAAAGAUUUUGCAAAGAAAAGUCAUCUUAAGGAACACAUUCGUGUUAAACAUGAAGGUAAAGCCUACGAAUGCGUAACCUGCCAUAAGAAAUUGCAAACACAUAAAGGACUUCAAAUACAUCGAAAACUUCAUGAAGAUAUCGGAAUGAAAUGUGAAGAAUGUGAUGAACGGUUCACAUAUAAGUCAGACUUGGAUAGACAUUACAGAGCACUUCAUACAAGUUUAGAGUAUAACUGUGACCACUGUGAACAGACAUUUAGUUGGAAGGCGACUUUAAAUGAACACAUACGCUCUGCACACAAAGGUGUAUAUUUCGAGUGUGAUGAGUGUGAACUGUCGUUUGUUCGAAAGUGGAAUUUAGAAAAACACAAGAGAGAAGUACAUGAUGGUGAAAAAUUCAAUUGUCCCCAGUGCGAUAAAACAUACUCCACUAAAAAUUUCCUUAAGCAACAUGUACAGGUGCAUCAUAAAGGUGUAUAUUUUUCAUGCAGCAAUUGUGAUAAAAAGUAUGCUACAAAGUAUCGCUUAAAUGAACAUAUGAAAAGUUGUAUAACAAAGUGA
Trichobilharzia szidati is the source of this 1440-nucleotide messenger RNA. The record is from the annotation of a GenBank genome assembly. Lineage: Eukaryota; Metazoa; Platyhelminthes; Trematoda; Strigeidida; Schistosomatidae.